Procambarus clarkii (red swamp crayfish) is the source of this 1932-nucleotide messenger RNA. It is a transcript of the gene sgl, whose product is annotated as UDP-glucose 6-dehydrogenase sgl. Gene Ontology annotation, cellular component: nucleus. The record is from RefSeq and is a predicted model, not a curated record. NCBI's taxonomy places the organism in Eukaryota, Metazoa, Arthropoda, Malacostraca, Decapoda, Cambaridae. Gene Ontology annotation, biological process: glycosaminoglycan biosynthetic process. Gene Ontology annotation, molecular function: UDP-glucose 6-dehydrogenase activity; NAD binding.
UUGUUAUAUUAUUAUCUCAGCAAUGAGGAUAUUCAACCAAAUUAUUGUAACAAAAAUAUAUAUAUAGUAACGUGCAACUUUAGAGCGUGGCUCGCUGCUCACGUCACCAGUACACUCAGGGUCCCUGAGUCUGUGUUUACCUUCAGCUCCAGUCAGCUGUCAGGCGUCGAGAACGGAGGAGAAUUAACAAUGGUUGUGAAAAAUGUAUGUUGCAUUGGUGCUGGAUAUGUUGGGGGUCCAACUUGUAGUGUCAUAGCUUGGAAGUGUCCAGAUAUUCGUGUUCAUGUUGUUGACAAGUCGGAGUUGAGAAUCAAGCAGUGGAAUUCUGACAAGCUACCCAUCUAUGAGCCUGGCUUGGAAAAUGUAGUGAAGGAAUGUCGUGGAAGGAACCUCUUCUUCUCGAAUGACAUUGAUACUGCCAUUAAGGAAGCAGAUUUGAUUUUUAUUUCUGUGAACACGCCUACAAAAACCUAUGGCAUUGGCAAGGGUCGAGCAGCUGACCUGAAGCACAUAGAGAUGUGUGCUCGGACGAUUGCCGAGGUAUCGGAAGGAAACAAGAUCGUGGUGGAGAAAUCAACAGUUCCUGUGCGUGCCGCUGAAUCCAUUACUCAUAUUUUGUCAGCCAACACAAGACCUGGAGUGUCCUUUCAGGUAUUGUCUAAUCCUGAAUUUUUAGCUGAGGGUACUGCUAUUGAAAAUCUUCUAAAUCCCGAGCGUGUGUUGAUUGGUGGUGAGGAGUCGUCUGAGGGCGAUGAAGCAGUUGCACAGCUCACUUGGAUUUACAACCAUUGGGUUCCAACAGAGAAAAUCAUCACAACUAGCACCUGGUCUUCUGAACUUUCUAAACUGGCGUCAAAUGCUUUUCUUGCCCAACGUGUGUCUAGUAUCAAUGCCAUCUCUGCUCUUUGUGAGGCUACCGGUGCAGAUGUUUCUCAAGUAGCGGCGGCUGUGGGCAGAGACUCACGGAUUGGUUCAAAGUUCCUGCAAGCUUCUGUUGGAUUUGGAGGUAGCUGCUUCCAAAAAGACUUGCUAAACCUUGUUUACAUUGCCGAGUGCCUAAAUCUGCCUGAAGUGGCUCUGUACUGGCAGCAGGUCACAGAUAUCAAUGAAUAUCAGCGAACCAGAUUUGCCAAGCGGAUUGUUGAGUGCCUUUUCAAUACUGUGACAGAUAAAACAUUAGCUGUGUUUGGCUUUGCUUUCAAGAAGAACACUGGUGACACUAGGGAAAGUCCUGCCAUUUAUGUAUGUUCUCACCUGCUGGAAGAAAGCGCCCGGCUCAACAUAUAUGACCCCAAGCGCCGUGUGUGUGCAGACGGCGUGCAUUUUUACAGGGAGGAGGAGGAGGAAGAGACAUUGCAAGUCAGAAAGAGCAGUCUGUCUUGUGAGUGCGACUGCAAUAAGAAAAGGCUGACUACAUUUACGAAGGUGGAAGGUAAACAAAUUGAACACGACCUGACAAGUUUAGCAAUUACAAGUGAUCCUGAACGUGUCCAAAAAUUGAUACACAUCUAUUCUGACCCUUAUGAAGCUGUCAAAGACGCCCAUGCCAUUGUUGUGCUCACGGAGUGGGACGAAUUCACAACGUACGACUACAAAAAGAUGCUGUCAGUGAUGAAAAAGCCAGCAUUCAUAUUUGAUGGGCGCAAGAUUCUUGACCACGAAGCACUGAUCAAACUAGGCUUCCACACCGAAACAAUCGGGAAGAGAUUUUCUCGAAAUACUCUCCUAAGAUCCUCUGGUGAGCACUUUCCAUCAUUCUCGUGGACACCGUAAUUUUGGUCGCCUGCCAAGACUGGGGUCCAUCAGGUGGGAUACAGUCCAGUUUGGUGGAAGAAUACAUGCCUGAAUCUUAUUAAUAAAAAGAAAAAAACAAAAAAACAAAGAUAUUACUGUAUCCUGUAAUGAAGCUAUAUAAAAUUAUUUUUAAUUGAA